GUAGUGGUUAAGUGCACAGACUCUUAUCUGGGAGAACUGGGUUUGAUUCCUCACUCCUCCACUUGCAGCCUUGCAAAUGGUCUUGGGUCAGCCACAGCUCUCACAGAGCUGUUCUCGAAAGGGCAGCUUCUGGGAGAGCUCUCUCAGCCCCACCUACCUCACAGGGUGUCUGUUGUGGGGGAAGAAGAUAAAGGAGAUUGUAAGCCACUCUGAUUCAGAGAGAGGGGUGGGAUAUAAAUCCAAUUAUUUCUUCUUCUUCCCCUCUAAUCUUCAUUCACUGGUUAGAUCAGAGCCUUCUAUUAAAUAACGAGAGAGAGAGAAAAGAUAUCUGCCAGAUUUUCUAGCAGAUGCAAUGGCACCAAAAUACAGAACCUCUAACCACCAGGAGAGACUAUCCCAUCUCUAGUUCAUCAGCCCUAAAAUAUCUUUGAGGGAGGAUGGCCCUUUUACUCACAUCCCCCCAGCACAGUCCAGGGAGAGUCUUUAAUGGCCAUCAGCUGGGCUCCUUAGCCUUUGAUUGAGAGGGGGCCCAGGGAAGUAUAAAAGGUUCCAGGUAAGCAGCCUCAGCUACUCAUCCUCUUUCUCGCCUCCUUUAGGAAGGGGCCUUUCAUUUCAGAAGACUUGCUUCCCUGUGCCUGGUUGGGACCACAGCGGAACCUCUCAGAAUGCUUUCUUGCUUAGGAAUCCGCAAAGGCCUGGGCCAACUGGAAGCCUAUGCAGAAGAGAAGGAAGGUGUGGCGUUCCUGAUGGACAACUGCAUGUAUUGGGACUCCUCUGGGGAUGACCAUCAGUUAGCUAUCCUGGCUGCAGAGGAAAAGAACUUCUCAAGCAAAUAUUUUGUCACGGUUACGCAGCAAGGGAAAGUUGCUCUAAGAGACUUCAGGAAAUUCUACCUUGCCACCAAACCUGUGGGUAACUCACAGCCCCUGCUUCCUGAGCAUCACACACCGGAGGCAUCCUCAGAGUUCAAAGUCUUCCAUAAAGACAACAAGAUAGCUUUCCGGGCCCACAACGGCUGCUUUUUGGCCAGAGUCUUCAGAGAAUUCUCCACAAUAGAAGCUUCCAAAACCACUGUGGAUUCCAGCUGCUUUUUCCAGCCCGAGAUCGGAGACCGUUUUCUCCCAACCUAUGAUGUCCUCAAUGUGGACAUAGGGGACCACUCGAACCUGAAAUGCCGCCGGUGCGUCUUGAAGAAGGAAACUUACGUCAAUCGUAGCGAGGAACCAGUCAACCACAGGUUCAAGUUGACGUGGAAAAAAGAAACCAUUCAGACGACGGUCUGGGUGCACAGGUGGGGGCUGGGCUUGGCCACCACAGCAGACUUCACCAUCCUGGACACGGAGGCCACCCUGAAAUACAACGAGGACAACGAUAAGGUUGUCUCAGUGCCAAAGGUCAUUUGUGAGACUCUCGCGGAGGUGGUGGAGGUGCCUCCCAAGACAAAGGCCACCGCUCGACUUGUGGUCUGCAAGCAAGACCACGUGUCUGUCCCCUUCAGGGUCAAGAUUCGGAAGCUGAAGCCGGGAGGGUUUCUGCAGAGCUUUGUGACGCCCGGGGUUUGGCACGGGCUUGUCUAUUGCGAUCUGAAGCUGGAAAUCAAGAUGAAACCGCUUCGGACCCCGUGUACAGUCAUGUGAAGUUGGACGGUGGUUCUCAGCCUAGCAGCAGGGGGCAACAACAUGACUUUUUUUAAAACGCAGGAGCGGAGGUCGCGUCUCACGCUCUCAAAAUGAAAUAAAAGUUGCAACUUUUAAAAAAAAA
Molecule: messenger RNA, 1761 nt
Organism: Heteronotia binoei (common prickly gecko)
Lineage: Eukaryota; Metazoa; Chordata; Lepidosauria; Squamata; Gekkonidae
Exons: 3
Coding region: 666-1637 (323 amino acids)
Source: RefSeq, a predicted model, not a curated record